Messenger RNA from Helobdella robusta, 618 nucleotides. RefSeq lists its product as hypothetical. Lineage: Eukaryota; Metazoa; Annelida; Clitellata; Rhynchobdellida; Glossiphoniidae. The record is from RefSeq and is a predicted model, not a curated record. Bases 1 to 618 code for a protein of 205 amino acids. The transcript has 3 exons.
AUGUAUAUUUUUAACCAGUCAACUCGCUAUGUUACUGGUGUUGUCAACGUAGAUUGGUUACCUGUCCUGCUCUCAUCACUUGUUGAUGGCACUACAAAACUUCUUGGAGUUCCAAGAUCAACCCCUUUGAUAACUGUUUCAGAUGCAAUUAAAGCAUUCAUCAAAUGUCAACUUGAGGUCAGACAUUCUCGAGAUGACUAUUUAGAGUUUCUACUUCUUGCUGCACAAAUAGCUGAACUGCAGGUUGAUGUAGCCAUUCGCAAACCUGGUGCACGGCACAGGGCACGAUGGAUGGCAAAAGCCAUCUACGCAUUAAAAAUUGAACUAUUAUUCACCGUAAAUAAAACCAUUUUUAACUUAAACAGCUCGAAAAUUACAAGUUUUCCGGAUGUACUUAUUGAAAACUGGUCAGAUACUCCUUCUUUCCAAGUUGCAGCAGUGUUUGUAAAGAAUCUGGUUUGCAUCAAUGACUCUGCAGAACGGGGAGUAGCGUUGGUACAACAUUUCAAUGAAACAAUCACCAAAGACGCAGAGCAGAAACAAUUUUUGCUUCAACUAGUUGAACAGCAUAGGAAAAACUUUGCAGAAUAUAAUCGUGAACUGCUAGCAAAAAUUUGA